CUCCUCCUCCUCCAUGGCGGGGCCCGGCCCGGCCGAGCAGCUCCGGGCCGAGGCCUCGUGUCCCGUGUGCCUGGAGCUGUUCCAGGAGCCCGUGUCCAUCCCGUGCGGCCACAGCUUCUGCCGGGGCUGCAUCGAGCGCUGCUGGCAGAGCUCCCGGGGCUCCUUCUCCUGCCCGCGCUGCCGGAACGUGGCCCCGGAGCCCGGCCUGAGACCCAACCGGGAGCUCGGGCACGUCGCUGACAUCGCCCGGGGGCUGCUCCCGGAGGCACCGGGGACCCUCUGCGGGCAGCACCGGGAGCCGCUGCGGCUCUUCUGCCGGGACGAGCGGGCGCUGCUGUGCCUCGAGUGCGGCCGCUCCCGGCUCCACCGCCUGCACCGCGUCGUGCCCGCCGAGGAAGCGGCCCAGGAGUACAAGGUACCGAUUUCUACAAGGAGUAGAAGGUACCAGUUUGUACAAGGAGCACAAGGUACCAGUUUGUACAAGGAGCACAAGGUACCGAUUUCUAUAAGGAGUAGAAGGUACCAGUUUGUACGAGGAGUACAAGGUACCAGUUUGUACAAGGAGUACAAGGAGCAGAUCCAAAACUGCCUCCAGGCUUUGAGGGAGGAGAGAGAAAAAUUCCUGGAGAGCCGAAAAUCCGGCGCUCAGAGGAGUUUGCACCUGGACAAAACCAGGAGCGAGGGGCAGCGGCUGGCGCAGGAAUUCCGGGAACUGCAGCGAUUCCUGCAGGAGAAGGAGCGUCUCCUCCUAGCCCAGCUCGGGGACCUGGACAGCGCCAUCGGCCGAGCCCAGGACGAGGCGCUGGCCAAGGUCUCGGAGGAGUUAUCCCAGCUGGACACCCUCAUCUGGGAGAUGGAGGGGAAAUUCCAGCAGCCCCCGAGCCGCUUCCUGCAGGACCUCCAGCAGCUCCUGGACAGCUGUGAGAUGAUGAAGUUCCACCCCCCGGCCGAGAUUUCCUCCGAUCUGGAGAGGAGCCUCGAGGAUUUUGUCCAGAGGAACAUCCUGGUGAGGGGCACCUUGAGGAGAUGCCAAGACAGCCUCAUGUUCCAGCUGCAGGAGCCGGCCGACCUCACCCUGGACCCCGGCACGGCUCAUCCCCACCUGCAGCUCUCGGAGGACGGGAAAGAAGCGCGAGGGCAGCUGGUGCCGAGGGACGUCCGGGACCACCCCGAGCGCUUCGACUUCGAGCCCUGCGUGCUGGCGCGGGGGGGCUUCGCCUCGGGCCUGCAUUUCUGGGAGGUGGAGGUGGGGCAGGGCGGGGUGUGGGCGCUGGGCGUGGUGCGGGAGUCGGCGCGCAGGAGGGGCCCCCUGAGCCUGACCCCCAAAGAGGGGGUGUGGGCGCUGGAGGCUUUUCAUUCCCUGACCUCCCCCCGCGCCAGCCUCCGCCCGCAGCCCCCGCCCCGCCGGCUCCGGGUCUCCCUGGACUACGAGGGGCGGCGGGUGGCUUUCUUCAGCGCCGGCCACGACAUUCCCAUCCUGGAAUACACCCGGGCCGCCUUCAACGGGGAGAGGGUCCUGCCCUGGUUCAAGAUGGGGAUGGGGGCGCGGCUGCUGGAGGUGACGCGGGGCUGCGAGGAGCGGGCGGUGGCCGGGCAGGUCACGUCGCCGCUGGACUGGGUGGGCUUCGGCUUCUCGCUGCGGAUCUGCCCCUGAGGGGGCUGCGGGGACGUGUCCCGAGCGAUGCCGAGGGAAUUCGCCGCCCCUCUGUGUCCGUCGGGAGCUCUGGAAUGGCCCCAGGGAUCGGCCGAGUGGAGCCCUGGGGGCGGAGAGCCGCGUUCCGUGUGUGGAUUUUACCUUGUACCCUUGGCAGGAUGGAUCCUCCCGCUUUCCUCUCUUCCCAAAGUGCUUUUUGUCCAGGGUGUGUCCUGAGCCCUUCACCUCUCGCUUUGGGGAGCUGUUUCCCAUCUCUCUCCACAUCCCUGACGUUUGUCUCAAAUAAAAGAACAUUUUGUGUUGCA
Messenger RNA from Poecile atricapillus (Black-capped chickadee), 1959 nucleotides. Its product is annotated as zinc finger protein RFP-like. NCBI's taxonomy places the organism in Eukaryota, Metazoa, Chordata, Aves, Passeriformes, Paridae. The record is from RefSeq and is a predicted model, not a curated record. Gene Ontology annotation, molecular function: protein binding; zinc ion binding. The transcript has 8 exons. The coding region runs from base 14 to 1654 and encodes 546 amino acids.